AUGGCGGUGGCCAUGAUGCUGAACAAUGCACUUAGUCUGGGCCAACACCGUGAGUGGAAGCAGACAACAGUUGAAUGGAGUGGAGCUCAGGCUGGAGACCGGGCGUUGGAUGUUUGCUGUGGGAGCGGGGACUUGACAUUUGGUCUUGCAGAGGCUGUUGGGCCCACUGGAGAGGUCGUUGGCUUGGAUUUUGCUGCUGAAAUGCUUGAGGAGGCUGCCAACGAACAGCGGAGGCGAGAGGGCCGGGUGGGUCCAAGGUGA
Molecule: messenger RNA, 261 nt
Organism: Ostreobium quekettii
Lineage: Eukaryota; Viridiplantae; Chlorophyta; Ulvophyceae; Bryopsidales; Ostreobiaceae
Source: the annotation of a GenBank genome assembly